This is a messenger RNA of Ahaetulla prasina, 633 nucleotides long. RefSeq names its product TBC1 domain family member 25-like. The record is from RefSeq and is a predicted model, not a curated record. Gene Ontology annotation, molecular function: GTPase activator activity. Gene Ontology annotation, biological process: activation of GTPase activity. The transcript is spliced from 6 exons. The coding region runs from base 52 to 633 and encodes 193 amino acids. NCBI's taxonomy places the organism in Eukaryota, Metazoa, Chordata, Lepidosauria, Squamata, Colubridae.
GUGUACCCUGAGAAAUCCACAACUGAAGAAAGGAAGGAGCUCGAUCGGCAAAUGGCUUCCCAGUAUCAAUGGAUGAAGCAUUCAUGGAAACAGCGCUUCCCCUGGGCUGCCACCAUGAGGACCCAGUGUGACUUUGAGCUUUCCUUGGCCAUCCAGAAACACAAGGAGGAUCAGAGGGAAAUGGAAGCAGCCAAUCCACCUACAGCUACCAACAAUGAGAAUAGUGCGUCCUUCCAAUAUGUCAAUGAACAACAGUUCCAAAAGGCACUGAGAGAUAUUGAGGCUGACAUUCCUCGGACUGACCGACACCGGACCUUCUUCCAACGUGAAGGGCUAGUGAAGCUGCUUUACCUCCGGGAUAUUCUCAUCACGUUUGCGGCCUUUCACCAAGAGAUUGGAUACUGCCGGGGGAUGCAUUACUUUGCCAGCCGCUUCUUAGAGACCUUGGACAAUGAGACAGAGGCUUUUUGGUGCUUUGUAGGAUACAUGCGGCGGUCUGCCUGGGGCUUCACCACCACGGGGGUCCGUCGGAAGAUGCAAAUCUGUGAGGAACUUCUGAAGCACGUUGACCCCGAACUCUAUGACCAUAUUGAGAGCGUCUCCAAGGAAAAGCUGCUCUUCUGCCUCAGGUAA